UAAAAAACGAAAAAGGAAAAAAAAUAUUAUCUUUUCCCGGUGGUCGUAGAUCGGAUCUGAAUCAUCAGAAUUCACAAUUCAUAACCAAAUAAAUCUCAGAACUCAUAUUCGAUCGAUUCCAGGCGUAAGCAGGGUUUUACAAUCACGCCGAAAAAUAUGAAAGAAGCGAAGUCUGCGAAGUUGAAUCAUCAAGACAACAAUGAACAGAUCCACCACGAAAACAGUCACUUGGGUUCCUUCAAACUCGCCAAAUUAUUCGACUCAGAAGCUUCCUGGGACAAGGAUCAACUAGGAGAUGUGUUGCAUUGGAUCAGACAAGUUGUUGGGUUACUCUGCGGUUUGAUUUGGGGUGCUAUUCCUUUGGUUGGUGGCAUUUGGUUACUUCUGUUUCUGGCGAUCUCCUCAGGCAUAGUAUAUGGUUACUAUGCAUUGAUUCUAAAGGUUGAUGAAGAAGACUAUGGGGGACAUGCAGCUCUUCUCCAAGAUGGUUUAUUUGCUUCUCUAAGUGUAUUCCUGCUUGCGUGGAUUCUGGUGUAUAGCUUGUCUAGCUUCUGAUAGAGACGCUACUGUCUUGCGCUUAAGUUUUGCUUUGGUCUGCUCGGAAGAAGUGUAGCAGAACGUGCAUUUACGUGGUGUCUCCGAUUACAUUCUUGCUCUUGAUGCUUUUGUAUUUCUUAAGAUGGGAACUAGCAUUGUUAGAUCUUGUGAGUUUAGUUUUUUUUUUCCAACUAUUUUCUUUUUAUUUUGUGUUACAAAAUGGUAAUUUUCAGAUUUCUCUAAAUUUGGGGCAAACAAAUUCAUUGGGAUCGAACUGUGUUCUAGCUUAUUCUGUAUAAGAUAAUCGAGAAAGUGUUAAUAAGCUCGAUAAAAUCCAACUGAAAUUGUAUCAAGCAUACGUUAUUCCAUCAUAUAUUUCGA
Eruca vesicaria subsp. sativa (arugula) is the source of this 918-nucleotide messenger RNA. The record is from the annotation of a GenBank genome assembly. NCBI's taxonomy places the organism in Eukaryota, Viridiplantae, Streptophyta, Magnoliopsida, Brassicales, Brassicaceae.